This is a messenger RNA of Helianthus annuus (common sunflower), 2342 nucleotides long. RefSeq names its product pentatricopeptide repeat-containing protein At3g24000, mitochondrial. The coding region runs from base 91 to 2085 and encodes 664 amino acids. Lineage: Eukaryota; Viridiplantae; Streptophyta; Magnoliopsida; Asterales; Asteraceae. The record is from RefSeq and is a predicted model, not a curated record. Gene Ontology annotation, biological process: RNA modification. The transcript has a single exon. Gene Ontology annotation, molecular function: protein binding; zinc ion binding; RNA binding.
CCAAUACAAAUUACAAAGCAGGGCAAGAUUUUGGCGCCUACGUAUUGCCCUUUGAGACUCGGUGGUCUCUAUAUUCCCAAUUUAUAUUACAUGAAUAAAUUAAUCGUCCCCUUCUCUGAAAACUUAAUCUUCGUUAAUGGAGGAUUCAUCUCUACAGUUAGAUCAAUCCCUAAUUAUCUCCGGUUUCUUUCAACUUCAUCUACAGCAACCCCAAAUGCUUCAACUUCUCUUCUUUCAGAAGAAGAAGAAGCGUUUGAUCUCACUUCACAUGUAAUUCAAGAAAAAGAUUAUCUAACAAAAUCCCCAAAUGGUGGGUUACGUGUACUAGACCUAAUUGAUCAAGGGGUGUUGGAACCAGAUGGUAAAUUGUACAAUCAAUUGCUUAACAAGUGUACCCAAUUGGGCAAGAUUAAGGAGGGCAAACUGGUGCAUAACCAUUUUUUAAAAUCAAGGUUUAAACAUUAUAUGGUGAUUCAGAAUACGGCUUUGAAUAUGUAUGCGAAAUGUGGGUGUUUGGAUGAUGCACGCCAGGUGUUUGAUAAAAUGCCUGUGAAGGAUAUGGUGACGUGGACAGCUAUGAUUACUGGGUAUUCGCAGAAUGAGAAGCCGGAAGAAGCGCUUGUGUUGUUUCCGGAGAUGCUUAGAGCGGAAAUGAAGCCGAAUCAUUUUACGUUUUCGAGUCUUUUAAAGGCUGCAGGGGCGAGAACUGAUGAGCGAGAAGGCGAGCAGAUUCAUGGAUUUUGUUUGAAGUACGGGUAUGAUUUGAAUGUGUAUGUCGGUAGCGCGUUGGUCGAGUUAUAUUGUAGGUAUGAGAGGAUGAACGAAGCGCAUUUUGUGUUUGACGGUUUGGUAGACAAGAAUGAGGUUUCUUGGAAUUCGCUGAUUGCUGCACAUGCUAGAAAGAGUGAAGGAGAUAAAGCGUUAAGAGUUUUUCAAAGAAUGCAAAGACAUGAUUUUAAACCGACCCAUUUCACUUAUUCGAGUAUUUUUAGCGCGUGUGCUAGCACUGGAUCGCUAGAACAAGGAAAGUGGAUACACGCCCACAUGGUUAAAUCCGGUCUUAAACUUAUCGCUUUCAUCGGCAACACUCUUCUUGACAUGUACGCAAAAUCAGGUAGCUUUGAUGAUGCAAUACGCGUAUUUGAUAGGCUCGUUAAACCAGAUGUUGUUUCGUGGAAUUCUAUGCUUACCGCAUAUGCACAACACGGGUUAGGAGAAAAAACGCUUGAUCAUUUUGAGAAAAUGAAGAAAACCGGAAUCGAACCCAAUUCAGUAACUUUUUUAUGCGUUCUCACCGCUUGUAGCCAUGGUGGACUCUUGGAUAAAGGUCAAUAUUACUUUGAGUUAAUGAAAAAAGUAAACAUCGAACCCGACGUUUCUCAUUACGUAACAAUGGUUGACUUACUUGGUCGAGCCGGUCAACUUGAUCACGCCUUAAAUUUUAUUAACGAAUUACCGAUCAAACCAACUUCGGCCAUAUGGGGUGCGUUACUUGGGGCUUGCAGGAUGCAUAAAAAUAUGGAAUUGGGUGCUUACGCUGCUGAACGCGUGUUUGAACUCGACCCUUAUGACUCCGGGCCCCACAUUUUGUUAUAUAACAUCUACGCGUCUGCUGGAAAAUGGAACGAAGCUUCGAAAGUCCGAAAAUUUAUGAAAGAAAUCGGUGUAAAGAAAGAACCUGCGUGCAGUUGGGUGGAUAUUGAAAACUCUGUGCAUAUGUUUGUGGCUAAUGACGAUAAUCACCCUAUGCAGAACGAAAUUAAUAAAAUGUGGGGUAAGAUUAGUGAAAAGAUCAAGGAAAUCGGGUACGUGCCUGACACGAGUCAUGUUUUGUUAUAUGUCGAUGAGCAAGAAAGAGAAGUGAAGUUACAAUUUCAUAGUGAAAAACUUGCUUUGGCUUUUGCACUUUUAAAGACGCCACCGGGGUCCACAAUUAGGAUUAAGAAGAACAUUAGAGUUUGUGGCGAUUGCCAUUCGGCUUUUAAGUAUGCUUCGCUGGUGGUCGAGCGAGAAAUUAUUUUGAGGGACACGAAUCGGUUUCAUCAUUUUUAUCGUGGAUCUUGUUCUUGUGGCGAUUAUUGGUAGGUUCUUGAAAUAAAGAAAAACCUGUAACUUUGUCUAAUUUAAAAUUUGUUAGUCAUGAUAUGCAUACAAAUGCUGUGCAUAUGAUUUUGCCUUGAUUUUUUUCUAAGUUCAUUUUUUUUCUCGAUUUUGUAUUAUUAUAACUUUUUAAACUCAUAACUUUUUUAUACAGAAAACAUGUUGCUCUAAGGGUCGGCCUUGUUGUAUAGACGACCGUUGAUCUUUUAGGGUUUUUUAUGCAUCAUAUAUCUUGUUAUAAC